Molecule: messenger RNA, 1347 nt
Organism: Lactuca saligna
Lineage: Eukaryota; Viridiplantae; Streptophyta; Magnoliopsida; Asterales; Asteraceae
Source: the annotation of a GenBank genome assembly
AUGGAGGUUGACAAGGAACAACAUGAGGAUAUCCCUGAAUAUAAUACAAAAUAUGAGCUUGAUGAUGGAAACCAAGAAUAUGAUUCGCCUACAGAGAAUGGUGAAAGUAAAGACAUUCACUACAAUAGCCAAUUAGAUUCGGAAGAAGAAAUCCACAAAAUAGUUCCUUCAAAAUUAGAUAGGAAGAGGGGCAUGACUCGAUUGCCAAAACUGAAGACUGAAUAUGUCAAUUCUGGUGGAAAAAAACGUGUCAGGUUUGAUGAAUUUGGUAAGUUUACAGGGAAGAAUAAUGCAGUAUUUGUUAGCUAUUUGGGUGAUCUUGUCCACGAGAAGGUGGGAUUAAGUGCUCUUUGCUGGAAAAAAGUUAAACCGGAAAUGAAGGACAAAAUAUGGGAAGAGAUAACAUGCUAUUUUGAGGUUCAUGAAAGUGGAAAACAAUUUGUGAUGAAUAGACUUGUUCGUUAUCGUGCACUAAUCACUGAACAAGAUGAUUGGAACAAAGUUGUGACUUAUACACAAUCUCAAGAGUUUCAUAAUGUGUCACAAAGGACUAUCAAAGGGAGAAAGAUGUCAAAGUAUGAUCAUCAGAUGGGACGAGGGGGGUAUACAACUCUUAGGAGGAAGUUGAUUGAAGAGAAUGUGAUUUCGAAGGAGGAAAUUCCCCCAAGGUCAGUUAUGUGGUGUAAAGGGCGUCAAAGUAAAGGAGAAUUUAAGGAUGAAGAUGUUAAAAUUAUGACUGAUAAACUAAUGGAACAUGAGAAGCAGAUAAAAGAAGGACAAGUAAAUGUUGAACUAGGAACGGAUGCCAUGACCUUAGUUUUUGGAAAGGAAAAGGGUGGAUUUUUAAAGGGUGUCGGCACGGGAGUCACAUACAAUAGAUAUUUCAAUGUUCCUCGCAGCAAAGGGUCAUCUAAGGAAGAAAUUAAAGAUCUUAAAGUUGCACUGCAUAAUGGAAAACUUGAGCUUGAGAAAAAAGAUGUUGAACUCAAGGCUUUGUCUACAAAGGUUAAUGAACAAGAUCAAACACUAAAGCUAGUUUUGGCUCAUCUUAAUGCAAAAGGAGCUGACUUUCCAAAUCUGUCUCAUACAAUUGGUAUUUCAAGUGAGAAGAUUGUACAGAGUAAUGAAACGUCUCCUGUUAGUCUCAAAACCAUUGAACCUUCAGAACCUGUAACACUAGCAAAUACAAAAACCACCAACAAAACUGUUGAGUCUAAGACUACCACUAUCAAUCAAAACAUACCAAAAGUUUCACCAAAUAAUCCCAUUCACCAGCCAAUCAAGUGUAGUCUAUCAUAUCCGUAUAAAAGGAACAUCGGCACCAUUCACUUAUCAUCAGAAAGAUAA